Messenger RNA from Cuscuta europaea, 2001 nucleotides. The record is from the annotation of a GenBank genome assembly. NCBI's taxonomy places the organism in Eukaryota, Viridiplantae, Streptophyta, Magnoliopsida, Solanales, Convolvulaceae.
GACCCUUCUUCCUACCCAUAUCUUUCUUUCAAUCCCAAACCCUCAGUUGAGUAGUCAGUUCUCACUUAGCAAUUCAGAAGAUUCUGAUUAAAGUUUGAAAUGAAACCCUUCAAAGUUUUGAAAGUAUUGAGCUUAUCAGCAUCACACGAGCCCAGCAUAUCCCGUUUCAAUUCACACCUUUUCCGUCGAUUUUGCUCAGCCCAACCUCAAGAAACCGAUCACUCCUCGGCCUCCGCAGUCCCUUCUUCGUCUUCCUCGGAAGAAGACGAGUUUUUUUCUUCAGAUGUUUUCGAUAGCUCGGAUUAUGCAUUGGAUUCGGAUGUAACGGAUAAUUCGGGGAGCAAUGUUGGCCCUGAGCCCACUUGGGACGAGAAGUACAGGAAUGAAGCAAGGAGGAGAUUGUUUGGGGAAGAUAUUCCCCAGGUGAGUACUUCAAGAGUUUUCCUGAAGGAAGAAGAGAAAAGGAGGAGAGCUGCUGCUCUUGCUAAGAACCUCCUUGAGGCUGUUAAUAGGCGGGUUGUGAAGGAAGGUGAGGCGCAGGAGGAUGGUGGGUUGGUGAAGGAAGAGGAUCAGAAAUCUCUGUCUGUUGGGAUUUUUGGGGCUCCUAAUGCUGGAAAAUCUUCUCUUACCAAUUCCAUUGUUGGGACCAAAGUUGCUGCAGUUUCUCGCAAGAUCAAUACUACGACACAUGAAGUGUUGGGAGUGAUGACCGAAGGAGACACACAAAUUUGUUUCUUUGAUACUCCAGGUCUGUUGCUAAAGAAAACUGGCUUCCCCUACAAAGAUAUGAAAGUGCGUGUUCAGAGUGCAUGGCGUUCUGUUAGUCUUUACGAUGUACUCGUUGUCAUAUUUGAUGUUCAUAGACACCUUACCAAGCCUGAUCAGAGAGUAGUGAAAUUGAUUGAACGAAUGGGUUCUGAAGUUGACCAAAACCAAAAGCGUGUCUUGUGCAUGAACAAAGUUGAUUUGGUUAACAAAAAGAAAGAUUUAUUGAAGGUUACUAAGGAAUUCAAACAUCUUCCUGGAUAUGAUGAGCAUUUCAUGAUAUCCGGGCUAAAGGGAUCAGGGGUGAAAGACUUAUCACAAUACUUGAUGAAGCAGGCAAUCCAAAAACCAUGGGAUGAAAUACCCUUUGUCAUGAGUGACGAAGUUAUGAAGAACAUAGCAAUGGAAAUUGUUAGAGAAAAGCUGUUAGAUAACGUGCAUCAGGAAAUUCCUUAUGGCAUUGAUCAUCGACUAGUUGACUGGAAGGAAUUACGAGACGGUUCUCUAAGAAUUGAGCAGCACUUAAUAACACCAAAGAUUAGCCAACGCAAGAUUCUUGUCGGAAAGAAGGGUUCCAAAAUUGGGAAGAUCGGGAUUGAUGCAAAUGAAGAGUUGAGAUUGAUAUUCAGGAGGAAUGUUCAUCUUGUCCUCAUGGUGAGAGUUAAACAAUGAGCUCAAAGAUAAAAAAGAACAAGUGACGAUUCACCUAUAUAUACAUAGAGAAACACGAUCACCUGAGCAUGGUGGGUUUGGGGUUGAGGGAAGAAGCAAAGAAACACCACACAUCUCUGUAUACUAUGGCCAUCCACUAAGCUCUUACCCACACAACAUUUCUGGAAAUUGAGAAAAUUCAUAGAGGAAUGAAUCAAUCGAUGCAGGGUUGACAUCUAAAUGAAGGAUGAACUCUGCUUAAUUCAUCUUUCUUCCAUUACUGGAGCAGUUCUUUCUUGUUUAUUCACUCUUAUAGCGAGUUAUUGACCAUUAAUAAAUAUUUUUUUUAAUGUUAAAUUGGCUGUCUAUUCGCAACAUUUAUUCAGUAUACCAACACAGGAUCCCUCCAUUUAUUGGAUCUAGAUUCUAGACCAUUUAUUCAAGGUGUAUAUUGUGGUGGGAAUGUGUGGGCCGCCGUUGAUUUACACCAUAUUGCUCCGUGGGUAUUUAGACUCUCAAUUUGGACUCUGGACUCUGGAAGUGUUGUUUAUGUUCAAUAAUAUGUAUUCAAUCCCAAGAUUAAGC